CAUGGAUGGUUAUUUAUACGGAGCGUAGAAGAGUCACCCAGCUCCUCAGUAAACAACUUUUUUUUUUCUUUUUCGAGCCAAAACUAAACCCACAUUUUUGAAUCAGAGAUGCCGCUUCCUAUCGACAAAUAUCUGGCUUUUGGCAGCUUGUUAACAGCUAUCAAGUCAGGUUGGGAGCUUUCUCGCAUGAUUACCAAAAAGCUCGAAGACAUCGAACUGAACAAGCUAGUGACCAAUGCAAGCCGAAGCCUCAGAUCUGCCUUUAACUCUGGCUGCAUUAGUCACUACGAGUACUACAAAUACAAGGAAUUGAUCGCGUUUGCCGAGGCCCAGGAAGAUGUGAGGCAAUUGCUUAACAUCAGGAAUAAAUUGGCGAGGCUCCGUGCAUCCUCAGAUGCAUGAUUAGGCACAAAAGCAAGUUUUAUUGGUCCGGUAUUCAAUCGGAUAUCUACUAGAAUGAAAUAUCUUUAGAUCAAAACACUUUUCCAAUUCUCGAAGCAUCCUGAAUUAUUUUAAUGAACUCCUUGAUAAUAAUGUAAUGAU
Messenger RNA from Truncatella angustata, 543 nucleotides. RefSeq lists its product as uncharacterized. The transcript has 2 exons. The coding region runs from base 109 to 402 and encodes 97 amino acids. The record is from RefSeq and is a predicted model, not a curated record. NCBI's taxonomy places the organism in Eukaryota, Fungi, Ascomycota, Sordariomycetes, Amphisphaeriales, Sporocadaceae.